Sus scrofa (pig) is the source of this 15591-nucleotide messenger RNA. RefSeq names its product HECT and RLD domain containing E3 ubiquitin protein ligase 2 (gene HERC2). Gene Ontology annotation, biological process: protein ubiquitination. NCBI's taxonomy places the organism in Eukaryota, Metazoa, Chordata, Mammalia, Artiodactyla, Suidae. Gene Ontology annotation, molecular function: ubiquitin-protein transferase activity; zinc ion binding. The record is from RefSeq and is a predicted model, not a curated record.
AGGCGCCGGGAUCGCGACCGCUGGCUGCUGAGGCUGUGUCUACGCUCGCCGGAGCCAGGCGGCCGGGCCUCUGCCGUCAGGUCUUCGUCCCCGCGGGGCGGCGAGGGCGGCCGGCCGCUGGGGCGGUGCGGGCCCGGGCCAGGCCGAGCCGGUGCACGGCGGGCGUUGGCGCAGCCGCCGGACCUUGGCCUGCGCGGACCGCCGGCGGCGCGGGUCUUGGCUGCCUUCUCAUUUCCAAGUGAUUAUUGUUUUGGAUUUUUCUGCAGACGUGAAGUUUGAUUAAUUUAUUUCACUCACCAGUCGCUGGUCAGAGGUUUUACAGCUGGGAGGAAACCAGGAGAAAGAUGCCUUCUGAUUCUUUCUGUUUGGCUGCCCAGGCUCGACUUGAUUCCAAAUGGUUGAAAACAGAUAUACAGCUUGCAUUCACAAGAGAUGGGCUCUGUGGUCUGUGGAAUGAAAUGGUUAAAGAUGGAGAAAUUGUAUAUACUGGGACAGAAUUAACGCAGAAUGGAGAGCUUCCGCCUAGAAAAGAUGAUGGUGUUGAUACUCAGAUUGGAACAAAGAAAGAAGAUCUGAAUGACAAAGAGAAGAAAGAUGAGGAAGAAACUCCUGCACUUGCAUAUAGGGCCAAAUCAAUCCUAGAGAGCUGGGUAUGGGGCAAGCAACCAGAUGUGAAUGAACUGAAGGAAUGUCUUUCUGUGUUGGUUAAAGAGCAACAAGUUCUUGCCAUCCAGUCAGCCACCACUACCCUUUCAGCCCUGAGGCUCAAGCAGAGGCUUGUCAUUUUGGAGCGAUAUUUCAUUGCCUUGAAUAGAACUGUUUUUCAGGAGAAUGUCAAAGUUAAGUGGAAAAGCAGCAGCAUUUCUUUGCCUCCUGUGGACAAAAAAAGUUCCCGGCCCACAGGCAAAGGGGUGGAAGGCCUCGCGAGAGUCGGAUCCCGAGCAGCUCUGUCCUUUGCCUUCGCGUUCUUGCGCAGGGCCUGGCGGUCAGGGGAGGAUGCGGACCUCUGCAGUGAGCUGUUACAGGAAUCCCUGGAUGCCCUGAGAGCCCUGCCCGAGGCCUCACUCUUUGAUGAGAGCACAGUGUCCUCUGUGUGGCUGGAGGUGGUGGAAAGAGCAACCCGGUUCCUCAGAUCCGUCGUGACAGGGGAUGUUCAUGGAACGCCUGGUACGAAAGGGCCAGGAAGCAUUCCCCUGCAAGACCAGCACCUGGCCCUGGCCAUCCUGCUGGAGCUGGCUGUGCAGAGAGGCACGCUGAGCCAAAUGUUGUCUGCCAUCCUGUUGUUGCUUCAGUUAUGGGACAGUGGGACACAGGAAACUGACAAUGAGCGAUCUGCCCAGGGCACCAGUGCCCCGCUUCUCCCUUUGCUGCAAAGGUUCCAGAGCAUCAUCUGCAGUAAAGAUGGCCCUCAUACAGAGGGCGACACUCAUCUUCUGUCUGGCCCUCUGAGCCCCAAUGAGAGUUUCCUGAGGUACCUGACUCUUCCACAGGACAACGAGCUUGCCAUAGACUUACGACAAACUGCGGUCGUUGUCAUGGCCCACUUAGACCGCCUGGCCACCCCUUGUAUGCCACCUCUGUGUAGCUCUCCAACAUCGCAUAAGGGAUCAUUGCAAGAGGUCAUAGGAUGGGGGUUAAUAGGAUGGAAAUACUAUGCCAACGUGAUCGGUCCAAUUCAAUGUGAAGGCCUUGCCAACCUGGGGGUCACGCAGAUCGCCUGUGCAGAGAAGCGCUUCCUGAUCCUGUCGAGGAAUGGCCGUGUGUACACGCAGGCAUACAAUAGCGACACGCUGGCCCCACAGCUGGUCCAGGGUCUUGCCUCGAGAAACAUUAUAAAAAUUGCUGCCCAUUCCGAUGGUCACCACUACCUGGCCUUGGCAGCCACUGGAGAGGUGUAUUCCUGGGGCUGUGGGGAUGGCGGACGAUUGGGCCACGGGGACACUGUGCCGCUUGAGGAGCCUAAGGUGAUCUCUGCUUUCUCAGGAAAGCAGGCUGGGAAGCACGUGGUGCACAUUGCCUGUGGGAGCACAUACAGUGCAGCCAUCACUGCCGAGGGGGAACUCUACACCUGGGGCCGUGGGAACUAUGGCCGUUUAGGCCACGGUUCCAGUGAAGAUGAGGCCAUUCCAAUGCUGGUAGCUGGGCUCAAAGGACUGAAGGUCAUUGAUGUGGCAUGUGGGAGUGGGGAUGCUCAAACCCUGGCCGUGACGGAGAACGGUCAAGUGUGGUCUUGGGGCGAUGGUGACUAUGGCAAAUUGGGCAGAGGUGGUAGUGAUGGCUGCAAAACACCAAAGCUGAUUGAAAAGCUUCAAGACUUGGAUGUUGUCAAAGUCCGAUGUGGAAGUCAGUUUUCUAUUGCUUUAACAAAAGAUGGCCAAGUUUAUUCAUGGGGUAAAGGUGACAACCAGAGACUUGGGCAUGGAACAGAAGAACAUGUUCGUUAUCCCAAACUCUUGGAAGGAUUGCAAGGGAAGAAGGUGAUUGAUGUGGCUGCAGGUUCCACCCACUGCCUGGCUCUGACUGAGGACAGUGAGGUUCAUAGCUGGGGGAGCAAUGACCAGUGCCAGCACUUUGACACCUUGCGUGUGACUAAGCCAGAACCCUCUGCACUGCCAGGACUGGAUACCAAACACAUAGUUGGAAUUGCCUGUGGACCUGCUCAGAGUUUUGCUUGGUCAUCUUGUUCGGAGUGGUCCAUUGGUCUCCGCGUCCCUUUUGUGGUAGACAUCUGCUCAAUGACUUUUGAGCAGUUAGACCUCCUUCUGCGGCAAGUUAGUGAGGGAAUGGAUGGCACUGCUGACUGGCCCCCACCCCAAGAGAAAGAAUGUAUGGCUGUGGCAACACUGAAUCUUCUACGACUUCAGUUGCAUGCUGCCAUUAGUCACCAGGUUGACCCAGAAUUCCUUGGUUUAGGUCUGGGCAGCAUCCUUCUCAACAGCCUGAAGCAGACCGUGGUGGCCCUGGCCAGCAGUGCGGGCGUGUUGAGUACUGUGCAGGCAGCUGCCCAGGCUGUGCUGCAGAGCGGGUGGUCUGUGCUGCUGCCUACCGCUGAGGAGCGGGCCCGGGCACUCUCUGCUCUUCUGCCCUGUGCAGUUUCAGGCAAUGAUGUUAACAUAAGUCCAGGUCGUCGAUUUAUGAUUGAUCUUCUUGUGGGCAGCUUGAUGGCUGAUGGAGGCUUAGAGUCAGCCUUAAAUGCAGCUAUUACUGCAGAAAUUCAGGAUAUUGAAGCCAAAAAAGAAGCACAGAAGGAAAAAGAAAUUGAUGAACAGGAAGCAAAUGCCUCAACAUUUCAUAGAAGUAGGACUCCAUUGGAUAAAGAUCUUAUUAAUACGGGAAUCUAUGAAUCUUCUGGAAAACAGUGUUUGCCUCUUGUUCAGCUCAUACAACAGCUUCUUAGAAACAUUGCUUCUCAGACAGUAGCCAGAUUGAAAGAUGUUGCCCGUCGGAUAUCAUCAUGUCUAGACUUUGAACAGCACAGUCGUGAGAGAUCUGCUUCCUUGGAUUUGUUGCUGCGUUUUCAGCGCUUACUUAUCAGUAAACUUUAUCCAGGAGAAAGUGUUGGUCAGACUUCAGAUAUUUCUAGUCCUGAACUCAUGGGGGUUGGUUCCUUGCUGAAGAAGUAUACAGCCCUUUUGUGCACACACAUUGGAGACAUACUGCCUGUGGCAGCCAGCAUUGCUUCUACUAGUUGGCGGCAUUUUGCAGAGGUGGCCUGCAUUGUAGAAGGGGACUUCACUGGCAUUCUCCUUCCAGAACUAGUAGUGUCUAUAGUCCUUCUGCUUAGUAAAAAUGCUGGUCUAAUGCAGGAGGCUGGAGCUGUCCCUCUUCUGGGUGGCCUGUUAGAACAUCUGGAUCGGUUCAACCACCUGGCACCAGGAAAGGAAAGGGACGACCAUGAAGAGUUAGCCUGGCCUGGCAUCAUGGAGUCAUUUUUUACAGGUCAGAACUGUAGAAAUAAUGAGGAAGUGACACUUAUACGCAAAGCUGAUUUGGAGAACCACAAUAAAGAUGGAGGCUUCUGGACUGUGAUUGAUGGGAAAGUGUAUGAUAUAAAGGACUUCCAGACGCAGUCAUUAACGGGAAACAGUAUUCUCGCUCAGUUUGUAGGGGAGGACCCAGUGGUAGCUUUGGAAGCUGCUUUGCAGUUUGAGGACACGCGGGAGUCAAUGCACGCCUUCUGUGUUGGCCAGUAUCUGGAGCCUGACCAAGAAGUCGUUACCAUACCAGAUUUGGGAAGUCUGUCUUCACCCUUGAUAGACACUGAGAGGAAUCUGGGCCUGCUUCUUGGAUUACAUGCUUCCUAUUUAGCUAUGAGCACACCACUGUCUCCAGUUGAGGUUGAAUGUGCCAAGUGGCUUCAGUCAUCCAUCUUCUCUGGAGGCCUGCAGACCAGCCAGAUCCACUACAGUUACAAUGAGGAGAAAGACGAGGACCACUGCAGCUCUCCUGGGGGCACUCCUGCCAGCAAGUCCCGGCUCUGCUCCCAUAGACGAGCCCUGGGUGACCAUUCCCAGGCAUUCCUGCAAGCCAUUGCUGACAAUAACAUUCAGGAUCACAACGUGAAGGACUUUCUGUGUCAAAUAGAGAGGUACUGUAGGCAGUGCCACUUGACCACGCCCAUCACCUUUCCUCCUGAGCAUCCUGUGGAGGAGGUCGGCCGCUUGCUAUUAUGUUGCCUCUUAAAACAUGAAGAUUUAGGUCACGUGGCAUUAUCUUUAGUUCAUGCAGGUGCCCUUGGUAUUGAGCAGGUAAAACACAGAACAUUGCCUAAAUCAGUGGUGGAUGUUUGUAGAGUUGUCUACCAAGCAAAAUGUUCACUCAUUAAGACACAUCAAGAACAGGGUCGUUCUUACAAGGAGGUUUGUGCCCCAGUCAUUGAACGUUUGAGGUUCCUCUUUAAUGAACUGAGACCUGCAGUUUGUAAUGACCUCUCUAUAAUGUCCAAGUUUAAACUGUUAAGUUCUUUGCCUCGUUGGAGGAGGAUUGCUCAGAAGAUAAUUCGAGAACGAAGGAAGAAGAGAGCUCCUAAGAAGCCAGAAUCUACAGAUGAUGAAGAAAAAAUUGGAAAUGGAGAGAGUGAUUUAGAAGAAGCUUGUAUUUUGCCUCACAGUCCUAUUAAUGUGGACAAAAGACCCAUAACAAUUAAAUCACCCAAGGAUAAAUGGCAGCCAAUCUUGAGUACUGUUACAGGUGUUCACAAAUACAAAUGGCUGAAGCAGAAUGUUCAGGGUCUUUAUCCUCAGUCUGCACUCCUCAGUACAAUUGCUGAAUUUGUCCUUAAAGAAGAACCAGUGGAUGUGGAAAAAAUGAGAAAAUGCCUACUAAAACAGUUGGAGAGAGCAGAGGUUCGCCUGGAAGGGAUAGAUACAAUUUUAAAACUGGCCUCCAAAAACUUCUUACUUCCAUCUGUGCAGUAUGCUAUGUUCUGUGGAUGGCAAAGGCUUAUUCCAGAGGGGAUUGAUAUAGGGGAACCCCUUACAGAUUGUUUAAAGGAUGUUGAUUUGAUCCCACCUUUUAAUCGGAUGCUGCUCGAAGUAACUUUUGGCAAGCUGUAUGCCUGGGCUGUUCAGAAUAUUCGAAGUGUUUUGAUGGAUGCAAAUGCCAAAUUUAAAGAGCUUGGUAUCCAGCCUGUCCCUCUGCAAACCAUUACCAAUGAGAACCCAUCAGGGCCAAGCCUGGGGACGACCCCGCAAGCUCGCUUUCUCCUGGUCAUGCUCAGCAUGCUCACCCUGCAGCACGGCCCCCACAACCUGAGCCUCCUGCUGAACUCUGGCACGCUCGCCCUCACACAGACAGCCCUUCGGCUCAUUGGCCCCAGUUGUGAUAAUGUUGAAGAAGACAUGAAUGCUUCUGCCCGAGGAGCUUCUGCCACAGUUUUAGAAGAGACACGGAAGGAGACAGCCCCAGUGCAGCUCCCGGUUUCAGGGCCGGAGCUGGCGGCCAUGAUGAAGAUUGGAACCAGGGUCAUGAGAGGCGUGGACUGGAAAUGGGGUGAUCAGGAUGGACCUCCUCCUGGCCUGGGCCGCGUGAUUGGUGAACUUGGAGAGGACGGGUGGAUCAGGGUCCAGUGGGACACAGGCAGCACCAACUCCUACAGAAUGGGGAAGGAGGGGAAGUACGACCUGAAGCUGGCAGAGUUGCCGGCCUCCACGCAGCCCUCGGCGGAGGACUCGGACACAGAAGAUGACUCUGAAGCUGAACAAAUUGAAAGGAACAUUCACCCCACUGCAAUGAUGCUCACCAGCACUGUGAAUUUACUGCAGACUCUUUGUCUCUCUGCUGGAGUCCAUGCUGAAGUCAUGCAGAGUGAAGCCCUCAAGACUCUGUGUGGGCUCCUGCGAGUAUUGGUGGAGAGUGGGACGACGGAUAAGACAUCCUCCCCCAGCAGGCAGGUGUGCCGGGAACAGCACCGGAGCUGGUGCACCCUGGGCUUCGUGCGCAGCAUUGCACUCACCCCACACAUGUGCGCCGCCCUCAGCUCUGCACCGUGGAUUACGCUGCUCACCAAGGUCGUGGAGGGACACGCGCCUUUCACCGCUGCCUCAUUGCAGCGGCAGAUCUUAGCCGUACAUCUGCUGCAAGCAGUACUUCCGUCAUGGGACAAGGCGGAAAGGGCAAGGGACAUGGAGUGCCUUGUGGAGAAGCUGUUUGAUUUCCUGGGCAGCUUGCUCACCACCUGCUCUUCAGACGUCCCAUUUCUCAGAGAAUCUACCCUGAGGAGGCGGAGGGCCCGCCCGCAGGCUUCUCUGACGGCCACGCACAGCAGCACGUUAGCAGAAGAGGUGGUGGCGCUGCUCCGCACACUGCACUCCUUGGGCCAGUGGAACGGACUCAUAAACAAGUACAUCAACUCGCAGCUCCACUCUGUCACCCGUAGCUCCACUGGGAAGCCAGCGGAGGGGGCCCUGUUAGAAGACUACUUUCCUGAUUCUGAGAACCCUGAGGUGGGGGGCCUCAUGGCAGUCCUGGCUGUGAUUGGAGGCAUUGAUGGUCGCUUGCGACUAGGGGGACAAGUCAUGCAUGAUGAGUUUGGAGAAGGCACCGUGACUCGCAUCACCCCGAAGGGCAAAAUCACCGUGCAGUUCUCCGACAUGCGGACCUGUCGCAUUUGCCCACUGAAUCAGCUGAAGCCACUCCCUGCGGUGGCCUUCUCCGUCACCAACUUACCCUUCACGGAACCCAUGCUCUCGGUCUGGGCUCAGUUGGUGAACCUUGCUGGAAGCAAACUGGAAAAGCACAAAAUAAAGAAGUCAUUUAAACAGGGUUUCACAGGACAAGUAGACCUGGACCUGCUGAGGAGCCAGCAGCUAAAGCUGUAUAUCCUAAAGGCCGGCCGUGCUCUGCUUUCCCACCAGGACCAACUCAGGCAGAUUUUGUCUCAGCCAGCUGUUCAGGAGACUCCAGCUGCUCACACAGGAUCAGAGUGGGGAGAGAAAAUGAACACAGAUGACUCUAUCCAAGAUGAUGGAGCAGCUGCAUCCCCUGACCUUGGGGACAUGUCUCCUGAAGGGCCACAGCCCCCAAUGAUCCUCUUGCAGCAGUUACUCGCCUCAGCCACCCAGCCGUCUCCAGUGAAGGCCAUAUUUGACAAACAGGAGCUUGAGGCUGCUGCAUUGGCAGUGUGUCAGUAUUUGGCCGUGGAGUCCACUCACCCAUCAAGCCCAUUGUUUGAAGAUUGCAGCUCCAGUGAGGCCACAACACCUGUCCCCAUGCAGCAUGUUCGUCCCGUCAGAGCAAAGAAGCACAAGCAGCCGCCUGGUCCUGCUCUGCCUAUUGUGGUUCAGCUCAUGGAAAUGGGAUUUCCUCGGAGGAACAUAGAGUUUGCUCUGAAGUCACUCACUGGCACCUCAGGGAAUGCUGCUGGCUUGCCAGGCGUGGAGGCCUUGGUUGGGUGGCUGCUGGACCAUGCUGACGUGCAGGUCACAGAUCUCUCGGAUGCAGACACAGGGUCUGAGGAGUGUUCAGAUGAGGAAGUAGUAGAGGAUGUGGACGACACGGCCUACGCUAUGUCUACUGGUGCUGUUGUAACAGAGAGCCAGACUUACAAAAAACGAGCUGAUUUCUUGAGUAAUGAUGAUUAUGCUGUGUACGUGAGGGAGAAUAUUCAGGUGGGAAUGAUGGUUAGAUGCUGUCGAACAUAUGAGGAAGUGUGUGAGGGAGAUGUGGGCAAAGUAAUCAAACUGGAUAGAGAUGGAUUACAUGACCUCAAUGUGCAGUGUGAUUGGCAACAGAAAGGAGGCACUUACUGGGUUAGGUAUAUUCAUGUGGAACUUAUAGGCUAUCCUCCACCAAGUUCUCCUUCUCACAUCAAGAUUGGUGAUAAAGUUCGAGUCAAAGCCUCAGUCACCACACCGAAAUACAAAUGGGGAUCUGUGACUCAUCAAAGUGUGGGGGUCGUGAAAGCUUUCAGUGCCAAUGGAAAAGAUGUUAUUGUCGACUUUCCCCAGCAGUCGCACUGGACUGGGCUGUUAUCAGAAAUGGAGUUGGUACCCAGUGUUCAUCCUGGUGUUACGUGCGAUGGCUGUCAGAUGUUUCCUAUCAAUGGAUCUAGAUUCAAAUGCAGAAACUGUGAUGACUUUGAUUUUUGUGAAACAUGUUUCAAAACCAGAAAACAUAAUGCAAGGCAUACAUUUGGCAGAAUAAAUGAACCAGGACAGUCUGCAAUAUUUUGUGGCCGUUCUGGAAAACAGCUGAAGCGCUGUCAUAAUAGUCAGCCAGGAAUGCUGCUGGACAGCUGGGCACGGAUGGUGAAGAGCCUAAAUGUGUCGUCCUCUGUAAACCAGGCUUCUCGGCUCAUUGACGGCAGCGAGCCCUGCUGGCAGUCCUCUGGCUCUCAGGGAAAGCAUUGGAUUCGUUUGGAGAUUUUCCCAGAUGUUCUUGUUCAUAGAUUAAAAAUGAUAGUAGAUCCUGCUGACAGUAGCUACAUGCCCUCCCUUGUUGUCGUAUCAGGUGGAAAUUCCCUAAAUAACCUAAUUGAAUUAAAGACAAUCAACAUUAACCCCACUGACACCACAGUGUCUCUUCUGAAUGACUGCACAGAGUAUCACAGGUAUAUUGAAAUUGCAAUAAAGCAGUGCAGAAGCUCAGGAAUUGAUUGUAAGAUCCAUGGUCUCAUCCUACUUGGACGGAUCCGUGCAGAGGAGGAAGAUUUGGCCGCAGUUCCUUUCUUAGCAUCAGAUAAUGAAGAAGAGGAAGAUGAAAAAGGCAAUAGUGGGAGCCUUAUUAGAAAGAAGGCUACAAGUCUGGAAUCGGCGGCCACAAUAAGAACCAAAGUGUUUGUGUGGGGCCUGAAUGACAAGGACCAGCUGGGCGGGCUGAAGGGCUCCAAGAUAAAAGUUCCUUCAUUCUCUGAGACACUGUCUGCUUUGAAUGUAGUACAGGUGGCUGGUGGUUCUAAAAGCUUGUUUGCAGUGACAGUGGAAGGAAAGGUGUACGCCUGUGGAGAAGCCACGAAUGGUCGGCUGGGUCUGGGUAUCUCCAGCGGCACUGUGCCCAUCCCCCGGCAGAUCACAGCGCUCAGCAGUUAUGUGGUUAAGAAGGUGGCCGUUCACUCAGGUGGAAGGCAUGCGACAGCUUUAACUGUCGAUGGGAAGGUGUUUUCCUGGGGUGAAGGUGAUGAUGGCAAACUUGGACACUUCAGCAGAAUGAACUGUGACAAGCCUCGGCUGAUAGAGGCCCUGAAAACCAAACGAAUCCGGGAUAUUGCCUGUGGAAGCUCUCACAGUGCAGCCCUCACGUCCAGCGGGGAACUGUACACCUGGGGCCUUGGAGAGUACGGCCGCUUGGGACAUGGGGAUAACACAACACAGCUGAAGCCCAAAAUGGUGAAAGUCCUUCUUGGUCACAGAGUCAUCCAGGUGGCGUGUGGAAGUAGAGAUGCACAGACCCUGGCUCUGACCGAUGAAGGUUUGGUAUUUUCCUGGGGCGAUGGUGACUUUGGCAAAUUGGGCCGAGGAGGAAGUGAAGGCUGUAACAUUCCCCAGAACAUUGAAAGACUAAAUGGACAGGGCGUGUGCCAGAUCGAGUGCGGAGCACAGUUCUCCCUGGCCCUCACCAAGUCGGGAGUGGUGUGGACAUGGGGGAAGGGGGACUACUUCAGGCUGGGCCAUGGCUCCGACGUGCACGUGCGGAAGCCGCAGGUGGUAGAAGGGCUGAGAGGAAAGAAGAUCGUGCACGUGGCCGUCGGUGCCUUGCACUGCCUGGCGGUCACUGAUGCAGGGCAGGUAUACGCUUGGGGUGACAAUGACCAUGGCCAACAGGGCAAUGGCACGACCACAGUUAAUAGAAAGCCCACACUUGUGCAAGGCCUAGAAGGUCAGAAGAUCACGCGAGUGGCUUGUGGGUCUUCGCACAGUGUGGCAUGGACAACCGUGGAUGUGGCAACACCCUCUGUUCACGAGCCUGUCCUCUUCCAGACUGCAAGGGACCCUUUAGGUGCUUCCUAUUUAGGUGUGCCUUCAGAUGCUGAUUCUUCUGCUGCCAGUAAUAAAAUCAGUGGUGCAAAUAAUUCUAAACCAAAUCGCCCUUCUCUUGCCAAGAUUCUUCUGUCAUUAGAUGGAAAUCUGGCCAAACAGCAGGCCUUAUCUCAUAUACUUACAGCACUGCAAAUAAUGUAUGCCAGAGACGCUGUGGUUGGGGCCCUGAUGCCAGCCGGCAUGGUCGCCCCAGUGGAGUGUCCCUCGUUCUCCUCCUCGGCACCCCCUUCUGAUGUGUCUGCUGUGGCCAGUCCCAUGAAUGGAGAGGAAUGUGUGCUGGCUGUUGAUUUUGAAGAUAGGCUGAGUCCAAAUCCAUGGCAGGAAAAGCGAGGAGAGAUUGCCUCCUCUGAGGAUGCUGUGACCCCCUCCGCGGUGACUCCAUCUGCUGCUUCAGCUUCUUCUCGGCCAUUUAUCCCUGUUACAGAUGACCCAGGAGCUGCCAGCAUCAUUGCAGAAACCAUGACCAAAACCAAAGAGGAUGUUGAAAGCCAAAAUAAAGCAUCAGGCCCAGAACCCCAGUCCUUGGAUGAGUUCACCAGUCUUCUGGUUGCAGAUGACACCCGUGUCAUAGUAGACCUGCUCAAGCUGUCUGUGUGCAGCCGGGCGGGGGACAAGGGCAGAGACGUGCUUUCGGCUGUGCUGUCUGGCAUGGGCACCGCCUACCCACAGGUGGCAGAUAUGUUGUUGGAGCUCUGUGUCACUGAGUUGGAGGACGUGGCUACUGACUCACAGAGUGGCCGCCUGUCCUCUCAGCCUGUGGUGGUGGAAAGUAGCCAUCCCUACACUGAUGACACUUCCUCCAGCGGCACAGUGAAGAUACCAGGUGCAGAAGGACUCAGGGUGGAGUUUGACCGGCAGUGCUCCACAGAGAGGCGCCAUGACCCUCUUACAGUCAUGGACGGUGUCAACAGGAUUGUCUCCGUGCGGUCAGGCCGAGAGUGGUCCGACUGGUCCAGCGAGUUGCGCAUCCCGGGGGAUGAGUUGAAGUGGAAGUUCAUCAGUGACGGAUCUGUGAAUGGGUGGGGCUGGCGCUUCACAGUCUACCCCAUCAUGCCAGCUGCAGGCCCUAAAGACCUCCUUUCCGAUCGCUGUGUCCUCUCCUGUCCAUCCAUGGACUUGGUGACGUGUCUGCUGGACUUCAGGCUCAACCUUGCCUCAAACAGAAGCAUCAUCCCCCGCCUGGCAGCAUCAUUGGCGGCGUGCGCGCAGCUGAGUGCCUUAGCUGCCAGUCACAGGAUGUGGGCCCUUCAAAGACUGAGGAAACUGCUUACAACUGAGUUUGGACAAUCAAUUAACAUAAAUAGGCUUCUUGGAGAUAAUGAUGGGGAAACAAGAGCCUUGAGUUUUUCAGGCAGUGCUCUUGCUGCUUUGGUGAAAGGCCUUCCAGAAGCUUUGCAGAGGCAGUUUGAAUAUGAAGAUCCUAUCGUGAGAGGUGGCAAACAGCUGCUGCACAGCCCAUUCUUUAAGGUGCUGGUAGCUCUCGCUUGUGACCUGGAAUUAGACACUCUCCCUUGCUGUGCUGAGACGCACAAGUGGGCUUGGUUCCGAAGGUACUGCAUGGCCUCCCGUGUGGCUGUGGCGCUGGACAAGAGAACACCGCUGCCCCGCCUCUUUCUCGACGAGGUGGCUAAGAAAAUCCGUGAGUUAAUGGCAGAUGGUGAAAAUAUGGAUGUUCUCCAUGAGAGCCACGACAUUUUUAGAAGAGAGCAAGAUGAACAGCUGGUGCAGUGGAUGAACAGGCGACCAGACGAUUGGACCCUUUCUGCUGGCGGCAGUGGAACAAUUUAUGGAUGGGGUCAUAAUCAUAGGGGUCAGCUUGGGGGCAUUGAAGGUGCAAAAGUUAAAGUCCCCACUCCGUGUGAAGCCCUUGCAGCUCUCAGACCCGUGCAGUUAAUUGGAGGAGAGCAGACGCUCUUUGCAGUGACAGCUGAUGGGAAGCUGUAUGCCACUGGGUAUGGUGCUGGCGGUAGACUAGGAAUUGGAGGGACAGAGUCGGUAUCCACCCCAACGUUGCUUGAGUCCAUUCAGCAUGUGUUUAUUAAGAAAGUAGCCGUGAACUCGGGAGGAAAGCACUGCCUUGCCCUCUCUUCAGAAGGAGAAGUUUAUUCAUGGGGCGAGGCAGAAGAUGGAAAGCUGGGGCAUGGCAACAGAAGUCCUUGUGACCGUCCUCGUGUCAUUGAGUCUCUGAGAGGAAUUGAGGUGGUUGAUGUUGCUGCUGGUGGAGCCCACAGUGCCUGUGUCACCGCUGCUGGGGACCUCUACACGUGGGGCAAAGGCCGGUACGGCCGCCUGGGGCACAGUGACAGUGAGGACCAGUUAAAGCCAAAGCUGGUGGACGCGCUGCAGGGUCACCGCGUGGUCGAUGUUGCCUGUGGCAGUGGGGACGCCCAGACCCUCUGCCUCACAGACGACGAUACUGUCUGGUCCUGGGGGGACGGGGACUAUGGCAAACUGGGCAGGGGAGGCAGCGAUGGCUGCAAAGUGCCCAUGAAGAUCGAUUCUCUUACAGGCCUCGGAGUGGUUAAAGUGGAAUGUGGAUCCCAGUUUUCUGUUGCCCUGACCAAGUCUGGCGCUGUUUAUACUUGGGGCAAAGGUGAUUAUCACAGGCUGGGCCACGGAUCUGACGACCAUGUUAGAAGACCUCGGCAGGUCCAGGGGCUUCAGGGGAAGAAAGUCAUUGCCAUUGCCACCGGCUCCCUGCACUGUGUGUGCUGCACUGAGGACGGUGAAGUUUAUACGUGGGGUGACAAUGAUGAGGGACAACUGGGAGAUGGAACAACAAAUGCCAUCCAGAGGCCUCGGUUGGUAGCUGCCCUUCAGGGUAAGAAGGUCAACCGUGUGGCCUGUGGCUCAGCACACACUCUCGCCUGGUCAACCAGCAAGCCCGCCAGCGCCGGGAAGCUCCCUGCACAGGUACCCAUGGAGUACAAUCACCUGCAGGAGAUCCCCAUCAUAGCGCUGCGGAACCGGCUGCUGCUGUUGCAUCACAUCUCAGAGCUCUUCUGCCCCUGCAUCCCCAUGUUUGAUCUGGAGGGCUCUCUUGAUGAAACUGGCCUCGGGCCCUCUGUGGGAUUUGACACUCUGCGAGGAAUUCUGAUAUCCCAGGGAAAGGAGGCAGCUUUCCGGAAAGUAGUGCAAGCAACUAUGGUGCGAGAUCGCCAGCAUGGUCCUGUGGUGGAGUUGAACCGGAUCCAGGUCAAGCGUUCAAGGAGUAAGGGCGGCCUGGCGGGCCCCGAUGGGACCAAGUCUGUCUUUGGGCAGAUGUGUGCUAAGAUGAGUUCCUUCAGUCCUGACAGCCUCCUCCUCCCGCACCGUGUCUGGAAGGUCAAAUUCGUGGGUGAAUCUGUGGAUGACUGUGGUGGUGGCUACAGCGAGUCCAUAGCCGAGAUCUGUGAAGAGCUGCAGAAUGGACUUACCCCACUUCUGAUUGUGACGCCCAAUGGGAGGGACGAGUCGGGGGCCAACCGUGACUGUUACCUGUUCAGCCCGGCUGCCAGGGCACCUGUGCACACCAACAUGUUCCGCUUCCUGGGUGUGUUGCUGGGCAUCGCCAUCCGGACUGGGAGUCCCCUGAGUCUGAACCUUGCCGAGCCUGUCUGGAAGCAGCUGGCUGGGAUGAGCCUCACCAUCGCAGACCUCAGUGAGGUGGAUAAAGAUUUUAUCCCUGGGCUCAUGUACAUCCGUGACAACGAAGCCACCUCAGAGGAGUUUGAGGCCAUGAGCCUGCCCUUCACGGUGCCAAGCGCCAGCGGCCAGGACAUCCAGCUGAGCUCCAAGUACACGCACAUCACCCUGGACAACCGUGCCGAGUACGUCCGGCUUGCAAUAAACUACAGGCUCCAUGAAUUUGAUGAGCAGGUGGCUGCUGUUCGGGAGGGGAUGGCUCGAGUCGUGCCCGUCCCCCUUCUUUCUCUGUUUACUGGAUACGAGUUGGAGACGAUGGUGUGUGGCAGCCCAGAUAUCCCUCUGCACCUUUUAAAGUCGGUGGCGACAUACAAAGGGGUGGAGCCCUCUGCGUCCCUGAUCCAGUGGUUCUGGGAGGUGAUGGAGUCCUUCUCCAACACUGAGCGCUCCCUCUUCCUCCGCUUUGUGUGGGGCCGCACGAGGCUGCCCAGGACCAUCGCCGACUUCCGGGGCAGAGACUUCGUCAUUCAGGUGUUGGAUAAGUACAACCCUCCUGACCACUUCCUUCCUGAGUCCUACACCUGCUUCUUUUUGCUGAAGUUGCCCAGGUAUUCCUGUAAGCAGGUGCUGGAGGAGAAGCUGAAAUAUGCCAUCCACUUUUGCAAGUCGAUAGACACAGAUGAUUAUGCUCGCAUAGCCCUCACAGGAGAGCCAGCUGCUGAUGACAGCAGUGACGACUCGGAGAACGAGGAUGUGGAUUCCUUUGCUUCAGACUCUACACAGGAUUAUUUAACAGGACACUGAGGUGGCGAAAUGCCAUCCAGCACAAGACUCCACGAGCCUGAGCGAGGAGGCCAAGUGCUGCAGUUUAGAGAGCAGGGGCGCGCCAUGUGCCGUGAGAAGGUUAGUCUUCUGAUGUGUGGGAUCAUGAUCGGAGAGUUAGCCUUGCACGUGGAGACUCAGAAGGGUCCUCUCACCCAUGAUGCUGCAUUACAUAUAGGACUUCUGUGUAAAUGUUAAAUAAACAUUUACUGAAGCGUGUAAAUGUUUAUAUCAAGACUGAAUUGCAGCGUGUCCGAAAUGAAUAAAAAGGCUUUUUCCUUGUGGGUGCAAUAGAUUUUUUUCCUUCCUUUUAAGUGUUGUGCAUUGUCUUGAUUGUACAUUGGAAAUACUGUGUAACAAUUAAAUCGUAUUAUAAAUAUUUCAAUUAACUUUACUCAGAAUUUGUUUAUUAAAAGUUUUUUGAACAUUAAUCAGUAUUACUUGAAUGCAUCCAGAGGUUUUUUAAACCAAAACCAAACCAAAAGGCCAUCAGUCUCCCCCACUCCCCAGGUGCACAUUCUAGCAUAUUGCGGUGUGUAACUUGAGUCUCAGCCUUUCUGUGAGUGGUAUCAUAACUUCUAUCAUGGAAAGUACUAUAUAUAAUGUUUGUGUCAUGUAUAUGCCUAAAUUUUAAUUCCCUAUAAAUAAACAUCUGUCACAAAAUUGUAAA